Ilex paraguariensis (yerba mate) is the source of this 438-nucleotide messenger RNA. The record is from the annotation of a GenBank genome assembly. Lineage: Eukaryota; Viridiplantae; Streptophyta; Magnoliopsida; Aquifoliales; Aquifoliaceae.
AUGGCGGCUUCCAAAUCUGCAGCUGACCAAGCCUUUGCAAUUACCAAUCUGGAGAUUGUUAUUGGUAAUCAGAAGAACAAUAUCCUUCAUGAAAGCAGUUCACAGCUACUAAGCAAUGCCAUAGCAAUUGCGCCCAUUGCUAUGAGUCAAGCACCGAGUUCAUCCCACGUUGUUCAUGCUGACCAAGCCUUUGCAAUUACCAAUCUGGAGAUUGUUAUUGGUAAUCAGAAGAACAAUAUCCUUAAUGAAAGCAGUUCACAGCUACUAAGCAAUGCCAUAGCAAUUGCGCCCAAUGCUAUGAGUCAAGCACCGAGUUCAUCCCAUGUUGUUCAUGGUGAAAAUUCAAAAAAUGAAAAACAGAACAUGCCUACUAGUCAAGGACAAAACAAUUGCUUUUCCCAGAAGGAGUGGGAUGGGCAAACCCACUUUGGAUCCUAA